Messenger RNA from Humulus lupulus (European hop), 1766 nucleotides. RefSeq names its product phenylacetaldehyde reductase-like. Lineage: Eukaryota; Viridiplantae; Streptophyta; Magnoliopsida; Rosales; Cannabaceae. Gene Ontology annotation, molecular function: oxidoreductase activity, acting on the CH-OH group of donors, NAD or NADP as acceptor. The transcript is spliced from 6 exons. The record is from RefSeq and is a predicted model, not a curated record. The coding region runs from base 612 to 1592 and encodes 326 amino acids.
UAUUGGUGCUAAGAGCAAGAGGAACCUAGCUGGUGCAGUCUCUUCUAAUUCAUCUCCCAGUCAAUUGUACAAUUGUGUGCAAUUUUGCAUGGUAUACAAGCAGCCCUUUUCUUCAGCUUGUCACUUCAAGCGUAUGAUUGUGUUUCUCUUGUCUAACAUAAGCUUGGUAGAUCGUGUUAGAGAACAGGUUUUGCCUAAGCUUACCUUAAGCACUUGAUUUGGGCAAAAGUAUUGUCAUUCAGGUCGUUUGUUUCAAUUGUUCUUUCCAUCUAAGAUAAACUGCAUAUAUCUGUUUGACAAAACACAUUCAAGCAAGCAUUACUCAAUGAAGUCAUGUUGAAUGACUUUGGUUUUGAAAAUUAACCAGGGCAGAAAGAUAAGAAUUAAUGCCAAUCAGCCCUGUUGACUUUUCAAAACAAAAAGCAUUAUUCUGUUGACAUUGGAAGGAAAAGUAUGCAUCCCUUUUUUGAAUUUAGACUGAACUGAGCUGUUAUCCAUAUUUUCUAUAUUAAAUUUAUAUUUGAAAAUAAUGAACUGAGCUGUUAUCCAUAUUUGCUAUAUAUCACCAAGUUAAUGUAGAAACAACUACAACAUUAAGAGAGAGAGAGAGGAUGAGUGGAGUAGGAAAGGUGGUGUGUGUUACUGGAGCUUCUGGUUACAUAGGUUCAUGGCUAGUGAAGGUCUUACUACAAAGUGGAUAUAUUGUCAAAGCCACUGUCAGUAAUCUAAGUGAUUCAAAGAAAACGGAUCACUUGGUUGCUCUAGAUGGAGCUGAAGAAAAACUUCAUUUAUUCAAAGCAAAUUUAAUGGAAGAAGGCUCUUUUGAUACUGCUAUCAAUGGAUGUGAUGGGGUUUUUCACACAGCUUCUCCUGCAAUUCUUUCAGCCAUUGACCCUCAAGCAGAAAUAAUAGAGCCGGCAGUGAAGGGAACACUGAAUGUUCUAAGGUCAUGUGCAAAAGCUCAAUCUUUAAAGAGAGUGGUUAUAACAUCUUCCUUUGCUUCAGUUUUAUUAAAUGGAAAAAAACUUGCCCCUGAUGUGGUUGUUGACGAGACAUGGUUUUCUGAUCCUGUUCUUUGUGAGAAUUUGAAGCUAUAUUAUCCACUUUCGAAAAUUCUAGCCGAGGAGGCUGCUUGGAAAUUUGCAAAAGAAAAUCAGAUCGAUUUGGUCACUAUUCAUCCAGCAUUAGCACUUGGUCCUCUCCUGCCACCAGUUAUUAAUAACAGUGUGGAGCUGAUUAUGAAUCUUGUUAUUAAUGGACCUCAAACGUUUCCAAUUAGUGUUUGUGGAUUUCUUGAUGUUAGAGAUGUUGCAAAUGCGCAUGUUCAAGCAUUUGAAGUUGCUUCAGCUAGUGGAAGAUACAAUCUAGUUGGAUGUGUUGCACACAUUUCUGAUGUUUUAAAGAUUUUAGAAGACCUCUACCCUGCUUUGAAUAUUCCUGAAAAAUGUGAAGUAGAGGCACAACCUCUAAUGCCAAAGUAUCAAGUAUCAGAUGUGAAAGCAAAGAGUCUGGGAAUCAAUUACAUUCCAUUGAAAGUGAGCUUGAGAGACACUAUAGGAGGCCUCAAGGAAAAGGGCUUUCUUAAUUUCUAAUAAUAUUUCAUUGAUAUAUAUAUAUAUAUAAAUAUUUAAAAAAAAUAGUGAAUUAAUUUUUAUUAAAAUUAUAAACAAUAUUUCCUACUUUAAAACUAAACAAAUGUGCAUUGCACGUUACUUCUACUUAGUAUAUAUAUAUCAAAAUUAAAAGUCUUAAAUGAUUCAAAAGCU